This is a messenger RNA of Arabidopsis lyrata subsp. lyrata, 773 nucleotides long. Its product is annotated as putative F-box protein At3g16210. The record is from RefSeq and is a predicted model, not a curated record. Lineage: Eukaryota; Viridiplantae; Streptophyta; Magnoliopsida; Brassicales; Brassicaceae.
AUAUAUAUGUUUUGAUCAAUUUUCCAAUGUCGAAUCAACAAUCAUCACAUCUCAUUUCAUUGCACAAAGAUGGUUUAUACCUUCUCGACCUCAACGAAACCACCUUGUCAAAGCUUGACUUGCCGUUUACAUUACCGGCCAAAACCGAACCGGCCUGUAUUCUUCAUUGUCGUGGAAUGAUGUGUCUGACCCUUAAAGACAACAAUGACCUAGCGAUUUGGAAACCAGGUUCGGAUGAAUUCAAGAGAAUACCAAUGGUUAUACGGGGCCAAACCACAAAUCUUUUGGGAUUUGGAUAUGACCGGAUUUCUGAUGAUUACAAGAUCGUGACGAUAAUCGGUUUCAAAACAUAUAUCUAUGCGUUCAAAGAAAGUUGUUGGAGAGAAAGUGUACGAGAAACUUCUCUUCAUUGCAAAUUCAAAGACCGGACUGGUACGGUUGUGGAUCAUUGUAUGUAUGAUACCAGACAGGUCUCACACCAAAAACCCCCAAAAGGCAAGAAGAUCAUGCAUUGGAAUCUCGACCCGUGGACCGUGAAUGAAAAUGUUAAAGCAUUCAACAUUUUUAAUGUUACAAGAUUCAAAAAAUUUGAUGUUGGUUUUGCGUAUAUAGCAAGAAACGAAGAACUCUUCAUAGUGGUGAAUGGUAAUGGAAAAGGAGAAGACAAGUUUAUGGUGUAUAACGAGAGGCAAGAGGAGUUCACUGAAGUUCCAAUUGGUGGCUCUUUGGAAGGGUUUAGAUGUAUGAGUAUAUAUGACAAUCGUUUCUAGUUA